GUCGUCGCAGCCGUUGUUCAUUGGAGAAGAAGAAGAAUAUAAAAAAAUAAAGAGAACACGCUCGCCACACAAAUAUCCAAAUAUUUGAGAAAUUGUAGCAGAAGGAACAAUAACAGGCUUUUUUUCUCAAAUAUUUCUUUAUUUUGUCGCGAAGCAAGUGCCGGAAUUUCAUCAAAAAUCUUCUUUACAGCUAAAAAAAAAAUAAAAAUAAAAAAAUAAUAAAUACAAAAAAUUAAACAAGGAAGAAUUAGUGAAAAAUAAUAAAAUAAAAAAUAAUAAAUAAUUAAAAAAAAGUGUAAAAAUGGCUGAUGAUUUAAGAGAAAACGAUCCUGAUUUAAAGUACUUGUCUGUGGAACGCAAUGCCUUCAAUGAUCCAGCGACACAAGCUGAAUGGACACAAAAACGUCUCGUAUGGGUCCCACACGACACUCAGGGUUUCGUCGCUGCCAGCAUCAAAGGCGAUCGCAACGAUGAAGUUGAAGUCGAAUUGGCGGAAACGGGCAAACGUAUUCUCGUGCUCAAAGACGACAUACAAAAAAUGAAUCCCCCGAAAUUCGACAAAGUCGAAGAUAUGGCGGAACUUACGUGUCUCAAUGAGGCAUCUGUGCUUCACAACAUCAAGGAUCGUUAUUAUUCGGGACUCAUUUAUACGUAUUCUGGUCUUUUUUGUGUAGUUGUUAAUCCUUAUAAAAAAUUACCAAUUUACACGGAAAAAAUUAUGGAGCGAUAUAAGGGGAUUAAGCGACAUGAGGUCCCUCCUCACGUAUUUGCAAUAACAGAUAAUGCAUACAGGUCCAUGUUACAAGAUCGUGAAGAUCAGUCUAUACUGUGUACGGGAGAAUCGGGUGCCGGUAAAACUGAAAACACGAAAAAAGUCAUCCAGUAUUUGGCAUACGUUGCAGCCUCGAAGCCCAAGGGAUCAGGAGCGGGACCAAGUCCAGCUUUAAUUAUUGGUGAAUUGGAACAACAAUUGCUACAAGCAAAUCCAAUUUUAGAAGCAUUUGGUAACGCCAAGACUGUUAAGAACGACAAUUCUUCCCGUUUUGGUAAAUUCAUCCGAAUCAAUUUCGAUGCUUCGGGUUACAUAUCAGGUGCCAAUAUCGAGACAUAUCUAUUGGAGAAAUCACGUGCCAUUCGCCAAGCAAAAGAUGAACGUACAUUCCACAUUUUCUACCAACUUCUUGCGGGCGCCUCGAAGGAAGAGCGUGAACGUUUCAUCCUCGACGACGUCAAAAAUUAUCCAUUUUUGUCGAAUGGAAGCGUUCCGGUGCCCGGAUUCGAUGAUGCCGCCGAAUUUCAAGCCACUGCCAAAAGUAUGAGUAUUAUGGGAAUGCAACAAGACGAUUUGAACAGCAUUUUCCGCGUUGUCAGUGCUGUGCUUCUCUUUGGCUCGAUGAAAUUCAAGCAAGAACGUAAUUCGGAUCAAGCAACGUUGCCCGACAACACAGUUGCGCAAAAAAUCGCCCAUUUACUUGGCUUGAGUGUCACUGAUAUGACAAAGGCCUUUUUGACGCCGCGCAUUAAGGUAGGCCGGGAUUAUGUCAGUAAGGCUCAGACCAAGGAGCAGGUCGAAUUCGCCGUUGAAGCCAUCGCCAAGGCUUGUUACGAGAAAAUGUUCAAAUGGUUGGUAACGCGCAUCAAUCGUUCACUCGAUCGCACGAAGAGACAAGGCGCUUCGUUCAUUGGCAUCCUCGAUAUGGCUGGUUUUGAGAUUUUUGAGCUCAAUUCGUUCGAACAGUUCUGCAUCAAUUACACGAACGAAAAAUUGCAACAACUUUUCAACCAUACAAUGUUCAUUUUGGAACAGGAAGAGUACCAACGCGAAGGCAUCGAAUGGAAAUUCAUCGAUUUCGGCUUGGAUUUGCAACCUACAAUCGAUUUAAUUGACAAACCCGGCGGCAUUAUGGCUUUGUUGGAUGAAGAAUGUUGGUUCCCGAAGGCAACUGACAAGUCAUUUGUCGAAAAACUCGCUUCAGCUCAUAACGCCCAUCCCAAAUUCAUGAAAACUGAUUUCCGAGGACAAUCUGAUUUCGCCAUUUUACAUUAUGCCGGCAAAGUAGAUUAUGCGGCGACGAAAUGGUUGAUGAAAAAUAUGGAUCCUUUGAACGAAAACAUCGUUUCGUUAUUGCAAGCCUCCCAAGAUCCAUUUAUCGUGCAAAUUUGGAAAGAUGCUGAAAUUGUCGGAAUGGCGCAACAAAUGAACGAUAGUCAAUUUGGAGCUCGUACACGUAAAGGCAUGUUCCGAACAGUUUCUCACUUGUACAAAGAGCAAUUGGCGAAGCUUAUGGAUACUUUGCGGAACACAAAUCCCAAUUUCGUGCGUUGUAUCAUCCCGAAUCACGAAAAACGCGCAGGUCGUAUCGAUGCUCCGCUCGUUUUGGACCAAUUGCGAUGCAAUGGAGUUCUCGAGGGCAUUCGUAUUUGUCGUCAAGGUUUCCCGAAUCGCAUUCCAUUCCAAGAGUUCCGUCAACGUUACGAACUUCUCACGCCAAAUGUCAUCCCGAAGGGCUUCAUGGAUGGCAAAAAGGCUUGCGAGAAGAUGAUUCAAGCCUUGGAGCUCGACAACAAUUUGUAUCGCGUUGGACAAUCGAAAAUUUUCUUCCGUGCAGGAGUUUUGGCCCAUUUGGAAGAGGAACGUGAUUACAAAAUCACGGAUUUAAUUGUGAAUUUCCAAGCAUUUUGUCGCGGUUUCCUUGCCCGUCGCAAUUAUCAAAAACGAUUACAACAACUGAAUGCCAUCCGCAUCAUCCAACGAAAUUGUGCGGCGUACUUAAAACUUCGUAACUGGCAAUGGUGGCGUUUAUACACAAAAGUCAAGCCUUUGUUGGAAGUCACGAAGCAAGAAGAGAAACUCGUACAAAAAGAAGACGAACUCCGUCAAAUUCGUGACAAGCUGGAAGUUUUGGCGAAAACAUCGCAAGAAUACGAAGUCAAGUAUCAACAAGCCAUCGAAGAAAAAACGCACUUAGCUGAACAACUUCAAGCUGAAAUCGAACUUUGUGCCGAAGCGGAAGAAUCUCGCGUUCGUCUCGCCCAACGGAAACAAGAACUCGAAGAGAUGAUGCAAGAUUUGGAAGCUCGUAUCGAAGAGGAAGAGGAACGUGUCAACACAAUGUCCGCCGAAAAGAAAAAACUUCAACUCAACAUUCAAGAUUUGGAGGAACAACUCGAAGAAGAGGAAGAAGCACGUCAAAAACUGCAACUCGAAAAGGUCCAAAUUGACGCAAAAGUCAAAAAACUCGAAGAAGAUCUCGCCAUUGCCGAAGAUCACAACCAAAAGUUCGCAAAAGAGAAGAAAAUCCUCGAAGAACGUGCCAAUGAUUUGUCCCAAACGCUCGCCGAGGAGGAAGAAAAGGCGAAACAUUUGCUCAAGCUGAAGGCGAAACACGAAGCAACCAUUGCCGAACUCGAAGAACGUCUCUUGAAGGAUCAUCAGCAACGUCAAGAGUGCGAUCGCACAAAACGCAAGAUCGAAACUGAACUUACCGACUUGCGGGAACAACUUAAUGAGAGACGCGCGCAAAUCGAGGAGCAACAAAUUCAAUUGGCGAAACGUGAAGAAGAACUUACGCAAACUUUGAUGCGAAUUGACGAAGAAUCCGCAGCAAAAGCUGCCGCUCAGAAGACUCAACGUGAAUUGGAGUCGCAAUUAGCUGAAAUUCAAGAAGAUUUGGAGGCCGAAAAAGCAGCACGUGCCAAGGCAGAGAAGCAAAAACGUGACUUGAACGAAGAACUUGAAGCUUUGAAGAAUGAACUUUUGGAUUCGCUUGACACAACUGCAGCUCAACAAGAACUCCGUUCAAAACGCGAACAAGAACUUGCCACUCUCAAGAAGAGCUUGGAAGAUGAAGCAGGCAAUCAUGAAAAUCAAUUGGCGGAGAUGCGUCACAAACAUUCACAAGAAAUUGCUUCGAUCAACGAGCAACUUGAAAGUAUCAAGAAACUUAAAGCAGGUUUAGAGAAGUCGAAACAAACGUUGGAGGCAGAAAAUGCUGAUUUAGCAACUGAACUUCGAAAUGCAAAUCAAUCCAAGCAAGAAAAUGAUCGUCGUCGUAAACAAGCUGAAUCACAAAUUGCUGAGUUACAGGUCAAAUUAGCUGAACUUGAACGUGCCCGUUCUGAACUUCAAGAGAAGGUCAUCAAAUUGCAACAAGAAAGCGAAAAUAUCACGCAACAAUUGGAAGAUGCUGAACUUAAAGCAUCUGCUGCUUUGAAAGCCGCCAACACGAUGGAAUCGCAACUCACCGAGUCGCAACAACUUUUGGAGGAAGAAACGAGACAAAAACUCGCUUUGAGCUCAAAACUCCGUCAAUUAGAAUCCGAAAAAGAAUCGUUGCAAGAACAACUCGAAGAUGACGAGGAAACAAAGAAGAAUUUCGAGAAGAAAAUCGCAGAAUUGAAUACUGCAGCACAAGAAUACAAGAAAAAAGCAGAAGAGGAUUCUGAGAUCGUUAAAGAACUCGAAGAAUCCCGUAAGAAGUUGUACAAAGACUAUGAAGCGCUUCAACGUCAAGUACAAGAACUCCAAGCUGCCAAUGAUCGUCUUGACAAGAGCAAGAAGAAGAUUCAGUCAGAAUUGGAAGACGCUACGAUCGAAUUGGAAGCUCAACGCACCAAAGUGCUCGAAUUGGAGAAGAAACAGAAGAAUUUCGACAAAGUUUUGGCUGAAGAGAAGGCAAUUAGUGAACAACAUGCCCAAGAACGAGAUGCUGCGGAACGAGAAGCGCGCGAAAAAGAGACUAAAGUGCUUUCUGUGACACGAGAACUUGACGAAGCCUAUGAAAAAAUCGAUGAUUUGGAGUCAAAGAGGAAGGCGUUGCAAAGUGAAUUAGAUGAAUUGGCAAAUACACAGGGUACUGCUGAUAAGAAUGUACAUGAGUUAGAGAAAGCAAAACGUGCCUUAGAGAGUCAAUUAGCCGAGUUGAAGACGCAAAACGAAGAGUUGGAAGACGAUUUGCAACUUACUGAAGAUGCGAAACUCCGUUUGGAGGUCAAUAUGCAAGCGUUACGUGCCCAAUUCGAACGCGAUGUUCAAGCAAAGGAAGAACAAGCUGAAGAAAAACGUCGAGGACUCGUCAAGGCUUUGCGUGAUAUCGAAGCUGAGCUCGAUGAGGAGCGAAAACAACGCGCCGCGGCAGUUGCUGCCAAGAAAAAGCUCGAAGGCGACUUGAAAGACAUGGAAGCAACGCUCGAAAUGAACAACAAAGUGAAGGAAGACGCUCUCAAACAGGCGAAAAAGUUGCAAGCGCAAUACAAAGACGCCUUACGGGAUGCCGAGGAAGCGAAAGCAGCAAAAGAAGAACUUGCCGCAAGUACAAAGGAGAACGAACGCAAGGUUAAAGUUCUCGAAGCCGAAGUACUUCAACUCAACGAAGAUUUGGCGAGUUCAGAAAGAGCCCGUCGUGCUGCCGAAACUGAACGUGACGAGUUACAAGAAGAAAUCAACUCGAACAGCAACAAGGGCACGUUGAUGAUUGACGAAAAACGUCGUCUCGAGGCACGUAUCGCCGCCCUCGAAGAAGAACUCGAGGAGGAACAAAGCAAUUCGGAGCUCGCUAUCGACCGUAAUCGCAAAGCUCAACUUACCAUUGAACAACUUACCACGGAAUUGGCUACGGAGAAAUCGAAUGCGCAGAAACACGAGAACGCCAAGUCCGUCCUUGAACGUCAAAAUAAGGAUCUCAAGGCAAAACUCGCGGAAAUUGAGACGGCACAACGAACGAAAAUCAAGGCAACGAUCUCCGGAUUGGAAAAUAAGAUCAACAAUUUGGAGGAACAACUCGAAAAUGAGACGAAGGAACGCUUGUUGCAACAAAAGGCGAACCGCAAAUUGGACAAAAAGAUCAAGGAGUUGACGAUGAACAUCGAAGAUGAACGACGACAUGCCGAUCAGUACAAGGAACAAAUUGAAAAAUUAAAUAACCGCAUGAAGACCCUCAAACGCAACCUCGACGAAGCCGAGGAAGAGAUCCAGAAGGAAAAAACGCAGAAACGCAAGGCACAACGCGAAUGCGAAGACAUGAUCGAAAGUCACGAGGCCCUUACUCGUGAAGUGAACUCAUUAAAAACGAAAUUAAGACGAGGCGUUGGCAACAUGAGUCUCAGCUCAAGUCGACUCACACAAUCAACGAAACGAUCGGAUGACAGUAUUGUAUCUGCCGCUGACGAAUCGAUGGAUGGCGAGGAAAAUGCAAACUAAAAAUAAAACGCAUGAUGCUUUUUUUUAAAUAAUUAUUUUAAUACAAAAUAUUAUUAUUAUUAUUAACCAAUCAAAAAAAAAAAACUUAACACACAAAAAACAAACAGAAAAGGCUCUAAAACAACGCUGACUGUAAAAUAAUAAUACAAAAAAAAAAUCGGAAAUAAUUCUUCCAAACAACUAAUAAAACUUAAAAUAUAAACAAAAAAAAAAUAAUAAUUAUAAUAAUAAAGUUACACAACAAAAAAAAACAUUUAAUGUAAUAAGCUUAAAAAAGUAUAAAAAACAUGAUUUUUAAUUAAAAAAAUUAAUAUUCU
Messenger RNA from Culicoides brevitarsis, 6516 nucleotides. RefSeq names its product myosin heavy chain, non-muscle (gene zip). The transcript has 13 exons. The record is from RefSeq and is a predicted model, not a curated record. NCBI's taxonomy places the organism in Eukaryota, Metazoa, Arthropoda, Insecta, Diptera, Ceratopogonidae. Bases 302 to 6199 code for a protein of 1965 amino acids. Gene Ontology annotation, cellular component: cytoplasm; myosin II complex; myosin filament. Gene Ontology annotation, molecular function: ATP binding; actin filament binding; microfilament motor activity.